GUGGUUUUGGACUUCUCAUACCUCCUGCAUUCAGACCCAACUUACUACCGAUGUUGGUGCCCAAGUGACUACUAAAGCACACACUUCCUCCGAGGGUCAGUAUCAUGCUCCUGAAUCGAUUUUCAAUUCCCGAUACCCACACAGAUCAAGCCGAUUACUACGGUCAAGAUUUCUCUGACUUGUUACGAUACUGCGGCCAAGCACCUGGAAGAUUUUCAAUUGGAAGCUUUCUCUGGCUUCAGGCGUAUGAUGGUGGCACGGGAGACAGAGGCUGCAUCCAUCAGUCUUUUAGACGCAGAGGUGGAUAUCGUGACCACGAUUUGAAGUGGAUACAAACGUGCUGGGUGACGAUGGUCCCGGAAACGCGACCUCGGGGUGAAUUGCGUAGGAUUAAGCAAGAAAUUGUUGUCCUCCCACAAACUGAGAAUUGCUCUGUCUCGAAGGCCCCUUUACACAAUGGUGGUUCCAUUCUCACGAGUAGUCGCGUCAACUCCGUCAACUCACAUGUGUACUACUCGCAUAAAAAGACCUCGACCCAUAACAUGGCCAAAAAGCAACCACUUGUCGAAAAAGCUCGAUGCGAAGCCACAUAUCGCCCACGCAAAGGCUCCGUAAGUUCGCCUUCUUCCCUUCCAGGCAUGUACAUACAGGCAUCUCCCAGCUUUUAGCGCAACGCUACUAGUCCACCACGCCUGCGCCUACCGCCUGAGCUGCGAUAUUCAAUCCACAUAUACACCCUCGACAUUCGGACAUUGGCUAU
Didymella exigua CBS 183.55 is the source of this 760-nucleotide messenger RNA. RefSeq lists its product as uncharacterized. NCBI's taxonomy places the organism in Eukaryota, Fungi, Ascomycota, Dothideomycetes, Pleosporales, Didymellaceae. The record is from RefSeq and is a predicted model, not a curated record. The transcript is spliced from 5 exons. Bases 105 to 668 code for a protein of 187 amino acids.